Messenger RNA from Colletotrichum orchidophilum, 327 nucleotides. RefSeq lists its product as uncharacterized. The transcript has a single exon. Bases 1 to 327 code for a protein of 108 amino acids. NCBI's taxonomy places the organism in Eukaryota, Fungi, Ascomycota, Sordariomycetes, Glomerellales, Glomerellaceae. The record is from RefSeq and is a predicted model, not a curated record.
AUGGACGUGAUGGCGAAAGACAACGGCCGUGUCGAGUACGGGAUGAACGGACCCGAGCUGCCCAGUACUCGGUGCCAAAACCAGGACGAGGACGUCAGAUAUUCUGCUCACCGCUGCUUUGCCGCCGUCGUGCAGUGUGCCUCUGCUGCCCCAACCAUCCAUCCCAUGCCGUCUCCUACGAGCCAGCCCAUCCUCGUUGCCUUCGCGCGUGCUCGAGGACCCCAUACCUCGCUCCCCACCAUCUCAUGUGCCAGGAGUGCCGCUCACUCAGCACGCUCAAGGGAACCCCUCAGUGGGCAAAGAGAGUCUUGUGCAGUAGCGUGCUAG